Messenger RNA from Polyodon spathula (Mississippi paddlefish), 2538 nucleotides. RefSeq names its product THO complex subunit 5 homolog. Lineage: Eukaryota; Metazoa; Chordata; Actinopteri; Acipenseriformes; Polyodontidae. The record is from RefSeq and is a predicted model, not a curated record. Gene Ontology annotation, biological process: mRNA export from nucleus; positive regulation of DNA-templated transcription, elongation. Gene Ontology annotation, cellular component: THO complex part of transcription export complex. The transcript has 20 exons. Gene Ontology annotation, molecular function: mRNA binding. The coding region runs from base 204 to 2249 and encodes 681 amino acids.
GUUCCGGGUCGGAGUUCGCUGUGGUGCUCGUCCAUGUUGGUUAAAUUAGACAUUGUGCGACUGAUUUUUACCGUUUCAUUUUAGGAGAUAAACGCCUGUUUUCAAGUAGUUUAUCUCAACAGAGUCAGCUGGAAGCGGUAUUUCGGCCCCCUAACUUAACAUCUUUGAGUACUGAGCCCCUCUCGCACCUGGAGCGUGCAGGAAUGUCAGCGGACAAGAAGAGGAAGCCCAAGGUGAUCCGGAACGAGGGCGGAACACCAGAAGGGAAGAGGAUGAGAGGAGAGGGGGACCAGGAGGCGCGGGUGUACAGUGAGGAGGUGGAGCUGGAGAUGAGAAACCCUGCCCAGGACUACACUCUGUACAAGCAGACCUGCAAGAUGCUUACCAGACUGAUGGCUGAGAUCCACGAGCUGAAGAGCAGUAGCAGCAAGGACAGCGCAGCCGAGAUGGAGGAACGACGCAUGCAGAGCUGCAUCCAUUUCAUGACGCUGAAGAAACUGAACCGCAUUGCUCACAUGAGGCUCAAGAAGGGCCGGGAUCAAACCCACGAGGCAAAGCAGAGAGUGGAUGCCCUGCACCUCCAGCUCCAGAACCUGCUCUAUGAGGUUAUGCAUCUGCAGAAAGAGAUCAACAAGUGCCUGGAGUUCAAGUCCAAGCAUGAGGAGAUUGAGCUGGUGAGUGUGGAGGAGUUCAGACGGGACGCCCCCCCAGAGAUCUCUCGCCCCGAGAUCUCCGCCACAGACCCACACCAGCUCACCCUGUGCCGCCUGGACUGGGAGCUGGAGCAGAGGAAGAGGCUGGCAGAGAAGUACAAGGAGUCUCUGGCCAGCAAGGAGAAGAUCAUGAAGGGCAUUGAGAUCAAGAAGGAGUAUCUGAGCAGCCUGCAGCCCCGGCUUACCGAAAUCAUGCAGGCUUCCCGGCCAGUACAGGACUACCUGUCUAUGCCUUUCGAACAGACUCAGAAACAGAACGAGGUGGCGAGGCACCUGCCCCCGCCCCUCUACGUGCUGCUAGUCCAGGCCAACGCUUAUGGGCAGGCUUGUGAUAAGAAGCUGUCUGUCUCGAUUAUUGGAGAUGUAAAUGAAGCAAAGGCCCUCUCUAAACCCCCAGAGGACUCCCAGGAUGAUGAGAGUGACUCUGAUGCUGAAGAGGAACAAAACGUUAAGCGAAGGCGGCCCACACUGUGUGUUCAGCUGGAUGAUAAACGCAAGGAGAUGCUGAAACGCCACCCGUUGUCCGUCAGUGUUGACCUCCAGUGCAAAGAUGGCAGUGUGUUGCACCUCUUCUUCUAUUACCUGCUGAACCUCAACAUCAUGACGGUGAAAGUGAAAGUAACGACAGGGACUGAGCUGUCCGGGGCCAUCAGCGCAGGAGAGCUUCUGAGCCCGGAGUCCCUCCUUAACUGCCUGUACCCUGGGGACCAAGGUACUGAGACCCCCAAUCCUGCCAACCGCUACCAGUUUGAUAAAGUCGGGAUUCUGAUGUUCGGUGACUAUGUGGCUGAGCUGGGACACCCUUACACCUGGGUUCAGAACCUGGGGGGGCUGCGAUUCCCCACUGGCAGACCUGAGCAGGCAGGGCCCACAGGCAGCUCUCUCAGUGCCAGCCACAUGGAGGCCACCAUGAAGCUCCUGAAAAGCCGUCUGGAGUCCCGUCUGGCUCUGCACAAGCAGUUUGCCUCCCUUGAGCACAGCAUUUUGCCAGUGUCCAACGAGUGCCAGAGUCUCUUCCCAGCCAAGGUGGUUUCAAGGUUGAUCAAAUGGAGUACCAUCACUUACGAGGAGUAUGCGGGGCUGCCCUACACCCAACAAGUCCUGGAGGCCGGGAUGGUACAGGAGACUGACCUCCUCUUCACAGCUCUCAUCGAGAGGGGCACAGCCAAGCUGCAGGCCGCGGUGGUCCUGAACCCUCGCUACUCGACUGUGCCCCCCCUCUUCAGCCUUUCACUCAGCUGGAAAGGAGAGCGCAGUGGGCGGACUGACGACAAUCUCCGGGCGAUGGAGGCCGAGGUGAAUGUGUAUCACCGGGAGCUGCGUGGGCCCCACCCCGGGUACCAGCUCUUGACCAAUCAGCUGCAACGGCUGUGCAUGUGCCUGGACGUGUUUCUGGAGACGGAGAGCCAGGAUGAGAGCGUGGAGGGGCCACGCGAGUUCCCUCGUGAGAAGAUGUGUCUGCGUACCGUCCGGGGGCCCAAUCGGCUGAAGCCUUUCAAAUUCAACCACCCCCAGGGCUUCUUCAACCACAGAUGAGCUUGCAGCACAGAGAUCCACACCUGGGCAGGGCAGAUUCAUCAGGGUCCAAGUGCAAGUGGCACCACUUUUUGUGAAAGGCAAACCAAGGUCUAAUGUUGGAAAUACUGGAGCCCAUUUGUGAGCCUGUUCAUUUUCUUUCUGAGUUGCUUGCUGUUUGUUUAGUGACAUUGGACCUGGAUAAAUCUGGCCUCUUUUCUUCCAUUCUUCAUGUGAGGGUUCAGUCUGCUUUUGUAUGAAAUGUAACACUUUCUGUAUUUUCAUUUAUCAAUAAAAUGAUUAUGCCUCA